GUUUGAAAUUUUUUUAAUUCCCUCACCCUAUUUCUAACUCUUUCAAAAAUUGCACAAAAAUAUGAUUAGUUAAAAACCGUUUGCCAAAUUAUCAAAAUGUCUUUUAAACCCACAAAUCAUUUUAAAAUUUCGGUUAAGAAAUUUCGGCAAUAAUGUCAGCUUAUGUAGUGGCAUCUUUGUGUGCUGUUACGGGAGUUUGCUGUUUUUUAUUCGGUGCUCUUGUCCAACAACAUGUAUCAUAUAGGAAAAUAAAAUCUGUCAUGGUUACCGAUCCCUAUGUCUACCAAUGCCGAAAACAUAUCUUUAGGGCCUUAUCUUUACUUGGGUAUGUGACUAAAGGUUCCAUAAUAAAAAAUGGUACUGGAAAGUCAAAAGGCACGGCAGGAAAUGACGUAUACUUUAGCGAACGGCAAGAUAGUAUAUCCAUUUUUGAUCAAUUUAUACUUUGGAGUCGCACCAAGGCGUAUAAUGCAAUCAUGUUCAUGACAUUUUCGGUUGGACAAGACAGCUAUCCGCAUGAGGAAAUCGCCCACGUGGCUGGCAUCAUGAAGUAUGGCUUUCCGGGAAUGGAUGAGAUACAUGUCUACAAGAAUUUUGUUCUUUCCUACGAUCGUCGUAAUCGUAUCGCCCACUGGGUAUGCGAACAUGUCAGGGACGACUGUUUGAGAAUGCGGGAUAUGAAGACGAUGCAUAAGCCGAAUGAAUACCUAACGGAUAACACAAUACCGCCCAUGUUUAGUGCCAAUAUGCGUGACUAUAGGAACAGCGAUUGGGUCGGAGGUCAUCUGGCCUCGCCGCAAAACUACAAAUGCGAUCUGCUGAGAUUUAUGGAGGCCUACAGGUUCCCCAACAUUGUGCCCAUCAACAGGGGUCUGAAAAAUCACAUUUGGCUUCGUCUGGAAAAUUAUGUGAGGGAUAUGGCCCUUAAGUUUGGUUCAGUCUAUGUCUACACCGGUCCUCUGUUUAUGCCGCAAAGGAUAACUUUCCGAAACUGGUCCAUACGCCAUCAUGUCAUGGGCAUGAACACGGUGGCUGUGCCCACUCACUUUUUUAAAGUCAUCAUAAGGGAAGAUCCUGAGGGUGAUGAUUUGCCAUUGAUGGAGGGGUUUGUGGUGCCAAAUGCUGAUGUUGACAAGGAAAUGGAUCUGCGAUCAUUUUUAUGCGAUGUUCGUGAUAUUGAGCACUUUGCGGGUCUCAAAUUUUGUGAGGGCCAUCAGCGGGACCGAAUUGAUCUGCCUGUAAAUCCACCUUCUAUGACAGACCUUCGAGGAUCAGAAUAGUUGGGUAUUAGCUUUAUAAGGACCAUCUAAAAAAAAACAUUUAAAUAUAAAUUCAUAUUUUACGUCACUUGAAUUUAAUAAAUAAGACUUAGUUUAACCCAAUUUUGACCAAAAUUAUGCUAAGGAUAAUGAGAUGGUGUUGUAAAUGAUUUAUUCUAAAUUAAUAAAUAGACCAUAGACCUUUUGAUACAUCA
Molecule: messenger RNA, 1474 nt
Organism: Drosophila biarmipes
Lineage: Eukaryota; Metazoa; Arthropoda; Insecta; Diptera; Drosophilidae
Gene: Tengl4
Exons: 3
Coding region: 153-1280 (375 amino acids)
Biological process (GO): apoptotic DNA fragmentation
Cellular component (GO): nucleus; mitochondrial inner membrane
Molecular function (GO): nucleic acid binding; metal ion binding; RNA endonuclease activity
Source: RefSeq, a predicted model, not a curated record